CUUGUGGAAAACAACUGGCAACUCAGAACAAGGCAACAAGGAUUGUAGGUGGAAGCGAUGCCAGACAAGAAGCUUGGCCUUGGAUAGUUUCAAUUCAUUUUAAUUCCAGACCUGUUUGUGGAGCUUCCCUUGUCAGUGAUGAAUGGCUGGUGACAGCAGCACACUGUGUAUAUGGAAGGCAAUUAAAACCAUCUCAAUGGAAAGCAGUUCUUGGCUUGUAUGACCAAUCAGAUACGACACAGCCUUCAACAGUAGUUCGAAACAUCGAUCAAAUAGUUAUGAAUCCUCACUACAUGAAGAACACAAAAGACAGUGAUAUUGCUCUCAUGCACCUUCAAUAUAAAGUGCAAUAUACAGAUUACAUACAACCUAUCUGUUUACCAGAAAAAAAUCAACAGUUUUUACCAGGAAUUAACUGCUCCAUUGCUGGCUGGGGUCGUAUUACGAACCAAGGUCCCACUUCAGAUAUAUUGCAAGAAGCAGAGGUCCCCCUCAUUUCAAAUGAAAAAUGCCAAGAAGAGAUGCCAGAAUAUAGUAUUACUAAGAAUAUGAUCUGUGCGGGAUAUGACACAGGAGGAGUAGAUUCCUGUCAGGGAGAUUCAGGUGGCCCUCUGACAUUUGAAGAUGGUAAUAAGUGGUUUUUGGUUGGUGUAACAUCAUUUGGCUAUGAGUGUGCACUCCCCAAACGACCAGGAGUGUAUGUUCGAGUCACCAUGUUUGUGGACUGGAUCAAAAAAAUAAUCUAUUAG
Molecule: messenger RNA, 749 nt
Organism: Pterocles gutturalis (yellow-throated sandgrouse)
Lineage: Eukaryota; Metazoa; Chordata; Aves; Pterocliformes; Pteroclidae
Product: enteropeptidase-like
Exons: 5
Biological process (GO): proteolysis
Molecular function (GO): serine-type endopeptidase activity
Source: RefSeq, a predicted model, not a curated record